UCAUACCGGACAUUCCAUUGACUGAAAACCGGAAGCUGGCGGGCGGUUCACGGAAGAGAAGCUCGAAGUGGCGUCUCUAGGAAGAGUGGAUAUAUUUCAAAUAUAUAACAUAAACCAGGGAUAUUGUGUGCAUCGGCCGGGAGAUAGGGAGACGCUGGAGAAGAGGCACGCGAGAUGUCUGCUCAAGCUCAAAUGAGAGCUCUGCUCGACCAGCUCAUGGGAACAGCGAGGGACGGCGAUGAGACGCGGCAGCGCGUCAAGUUCACGGACGAGCGAGUCUGCAAAAGCCACCUGUUGAACUGCUGCCCUCAUGACAUCCUGUCUGGAACGCGCAUGGACCUGGGGGAAUGCUCCAAGAUCCACGACCUGGCUCUGAGGGCCGACUACGAGAUCGCCUCCAAGGAUCGGGACCUGUUCUUUGAGCUGGACGCGGUGGAUCACCUGGAGUCUUUCAUCGCAGACUGCGACCGCCGGACGGAGCUGGCCAAGAAGCGUCUGGCGGAGACGCAGGAGGAGAUCAGCGCUGAGGUGGCGGCCAAGGCGGAGAAGGUCCACGAGCUGAACGAGGAGAUCGGCAAGCUUCUGGCCAAGGCGGAGCAGCUGGGCGCCGAGGGCAACGUGGACGAGGCCCAGAAGGUCCUGCAGGAGGUGGAGAAGGUCCGCACCACCAAGAAGGACGCCGAGGAGGAGUACAGGAACUCCAUGCCCGCCUCCAGCUUCCAGCAGCAGAAGCUGAGGGUGUGCGAGGUCUGCUCUGCCUAUCUGGGUCUCCAUGACAACGACCGCCGCCUCGCCGAUCACUUUGGCGGGAAGCUGCACCUGGGCUUCAUCCAGAUCCGAGAGAAGCUGGACCAGCUGAAGAAAACGGUGGUGGAGAAGCAGGAAGUGAGGAACCAGGAGAGGCUGAAGAGGAGAGAGGAGCGAGAGAAGGAGGAGAAGGUGAAGAAGAGAACCAGAUCAAAGAGCAAAGAGCAUAAAAGGUCCCGCUCCCGCGAGCGCCGUGCUAGGAGGCGGUCGCGAUCCCCGUCCCGCGAGAAGAAACGUUCUGCGUCCCGCGAGAAGAAACGUUCUGCGUCCCGUGAGAAGAAACGUUCUGCGUCCCGCGAGAAGAAACGUUCUGCGUCCCGCGAGAAGAAACGUUCUGCGUCCCGGGACCGCGAGAGACGGCGGCGCCACCGCAGCCGGUCCCGUAGCCGCAGCCGCAGCCACCGCCACGAGCAGAGCUCCAGACACAGGGAGCGCAGAGACGUCGUGAACGGCCGGUCGGACCCCCGGCGAGCAGACGAGCGGGGUUCAGGAGACUUCUGAUGUCCACCCCCCUCACCCUCACUCCUGGGGAGGCGGAACCCAAAUGUGUCACUGUACGGCCGCAAGCCCCGCCCCCUAGAGUCAUGAUUUAUUUUUUCAUUUUUAAUUGACGGCUCUUCCAGCCAACAGCCUUCGUUCUCACCCCAGUCCCACACUUCAUCCAUUUAUAUACACUUAUUCUGUUUGGCCCAAUGUGUAAAAAAAAUAAAAAGGGCCACCCACCAUCCAGGGAAAAGGUGAUUGAACCUGUAUGCAACUGGAUCUGUGAGCCUCCCCACGGUCCCUUGGGUUAGACCUUGGUUUAGACACGGUCCCUUGGUCUAGACACGGUCCCUUGGUUUAGACCUUGGUUUAGACACGGUCCCUUGGUUUAGACACGGUCCCUUGGUCUAGACCUUGGUUUAGACACGGUCCCUUGGUUUAGACCUUGGUUUAGACAGUCCCUUGGUUUAGACCUUGGUUUAGACACGGUCCCUUGGUUUAGACCUUGGUUUAGACACGGUCCCUUGGUUUAGACACGCUCCCUUGGUUUAGACCUUGGUUUAGACACGCUCCCUUGGUUUAGACACGGUCCCUUGGUUUAGACCUUGGUUUAGACACGGCCCCUUGGUUUAGACACGGUCUUUGAUACACAUGAUGAAUGUAAAUAGACGUUGGAUAUGAAGGAGGCUGUUAUGUCCAGCUGCUCUCUUAAGACGCCAUGUUUAAGUUUGUUAUCCUACACCAACCUCAAUAAACACAUUAAUACGAUUAUUAUUCUGCACCAAGCUAAGAAACACAUUUAAAUAGUUUAUUAUCCAUCACCAAGCUAAAUAAACACAUUCAGCGCUUGUGUCCGUUACCUUGGGGGUUAGCGUUACCUUGGGGUAUAGCGUUACCUUGGGGGUUAGCGUUACCCUUGGGUUGGGGUUACCGCAGGGCUUAGCGUUACCCUUGGUUUCAGAUUACCUUGGUGUUUAGCGUUACCUUGGGGGUUAGCGUUACCUUGGGGGUUAGCGUUAACCUGGGGGUUAGCGUUACCCUGGGGGUUAGCGUUACCCUGGGGGUUAGCGUUACCUUGGGGGUUAGCGUUACCCUUGGGUUGGGGUUACCGCAGGGCUUAGCGUUACCCUUGGUUUCAGGUUACCUUGGGGGUUAGCGUUACCUUGGGGGUUAGCGUUACCUUGGGGGUUAGCGUUACCUUGGGGGUUAGCGUUAACCUGGGGGUUAGCGUUAACCUGGGGGUUAGCGUUACCCUGGGGGUUAGCGUUACCCUGGGGGUUAGCGUUACCUUGGGGGUUAGCGUUACCUUGGUGUUAAGCGUUACCUUGGGGGUUAGCGUUACCUUGGGGGUUAGCGGAGGGAGGCUGAUCGAACCACAUGGCGUCGAGGGGCAAGCAGUUUUUUUUAAUUGGUGCAAGACGUGCUCGUAUUAGAAUUUAUUUUAUAUAAUAGUAGAGGAACUUGGUAUAGAUGUGAAGUAAUUGGCAAACGGUCUUUGGUAUUUUUUGAAAUUUGUACGUAUCCAUUUCACAUGUUGCUUCGUGAGUUGUAAUGGUUUGAAGACCGUGGUGAAGUCGUCCUGUUGCUUAUUUACCUUUUUUUUGCGGAAAUACUUUUUUGAAUCCCCAAUAAAAUUAUUCCAGCCUUUUAUUUUCAUGAUGUCUCAUUCCCUUUCUUACAAUAUACACAUAGGGAUAGUCUUUGAAGCAGAAGCAGCACUCGGCUGUUAGAACGGAUGUACAAGAGGUAUUUUAAAUAAAAGAUAAAUAGAUUUUAAAUUGACCUUCAACAGAGUGGAUAUGUAGAAACAGUUGUGCAAGACCAGCAAUCCUCCAAUAGCGGAUUAUUUCAGGAAGAAGAAUAUAAAUGUGCUGAAAUAAACCAGGGAGGCAAAAUUCGUGGCCAACCAUGUUUGAGGAGGCUGUACGUUCUUCACUUUCUACUGACUGGAGUAUUGUUCUAGACGGUCGAGGACCAGGUCCAGGGUCCUGGUAGAUGAACAGGGGAUGCUUUGGUGUUCAGAAGAUCCGCCCUCGUGGUAGGAGGAGUUAAGUAUUAUAAUGUUGUCGUGUUUGCCUGGCUCUUCAAAUCUACUUUCAUCUUCUGCUUCUCCAUGACGGCCUCCAGCUCCGUGGCGUUCCGGGCAUCCUGGAAGAAGGUAAGGGGUGAAGAAAAGGGUAUUAUUUCGUUAGUUCUUCCACAUUGUGGUCAUUAUUUUAAUUACCAGGCGCAUUCUGAACGCAUUAUUCAAUCCGUUGUGUGGACCGCUUACCUCCAGCAG
This is a messenger RNA of Gadus chalcogrammus (walleye pollock), 3571 nucleotides long. It is a transcript of the gene luc7l, whose product is annotated as LUC7-like (S. cerevisiae). The record is from RefSeq and is a predicted model, not a curated record. Lineage: Eukaryota; Metazoa; Chordata; Actinopteri; Gadiformes; Gadidae. Gene Ontology annotation, cellular component: U1 snRNP; U2-type prespliceosome. The coding region runs from base 175 to 1308 and encodes 377 amino acids. The transcript has 10 exons. Gene Ontology annotation, biological process: mRNA splice site recognition. Gene Ontology annotation, molecular function: mRNA binding.